Molecule: messenger RNA, 1767 nt
Organism: Pseudophryne corroboree (corroboree frog)
Lineage: Eukaryota; Metazoa; Chordata; Amphibia; Anura; Myobatrachidae
Gene: RRP8
Product: ribosomal RNA processing 8
Exons: 8
Coding region: 256-1713 (485 amino acids)
Biological process (GO): cellular response to glucose starvation; regulation of transcription by glucose; rDNA heterochromatin formation
Cellular component (GO): rDNA heterochromatin; chromatin silencing complex; nucleolus
Molecular function (GO): methyltransferase activity
Source: RefSeq, a predicted model, not a curated record
AAGACCAAGCUACGUCUCACAGACAGCCGUCAGUCCUCCACCACCAGAGGGAGCGCUGGGUAGACAGUCCUCUCUAUGGCUCUUGUAACACCAUAGGAACGAGUAAUGCGGGUCAUCCACCUCCAGAGGGAGCGCUGUCCAUGCAAAGCCGCUCUCCCCACUAUCUCAGUCUCUAUGGCAAUAACACGUGUGCUGGGAGUGGAGAGAUAGCAGUCACUACUCCAUUGUAGAAUAUUACACACGUGUCCAUCUGCCAUGUUUGCUACAUGUGACUGGAAUGAUAACAUUGAGGCCCAAUCGCUGACGGAAAGUCUGGUGAGCGCACAGAAGAGGAAAUCCACCGCCAGUGUCACACAUGAGAAGGGGGCGAACAGUAGGAAGAAAAGGUUGAAGAGGAAUCGCCAACUUCUAGAGGUUCUGCAGACACUGAAGACUCCGAGCGCCUCUGACCCCGAUCUCCAGCCUCCGCUGCAUCUGAAUCCCCCUGAGAAACAGAGGAAAACAGCCCCAGUACACAAUACAACAAAGGCUCCGCCCCCUGAGACCCUCUGCGCCCAGUCUCCGCCCCCUGACUCAGGAAAGCGACUCAGCCGCCAGCAAUGGAGAAACAAGCUGAAGAACAAGAGGAAAAUUCGGAACAAGUUUAAGAUAAUCCCAGAAUCGGGGGGCAGAUCGGAGGACAGUGCCGAGGAUGGGAAGACGGGGCGAGGCCAUACCCUGGCAUCUGGGGAUCAGGACGAGGGGCAGCCUGAAGGGUUAGGGGUUGGGGCAGAUCAGUCAGAAGAUGUUUUAUCACUUCCCAGAAACAGGGGUUCCAGGAUAAAAGUGGGAGUUCAGAAGAAACCGCUCCAGGUAAAUGGUGGGAAGAGACCAUCGGAAGGGGUGCAGCGGAAUGCAGACGACUCCGCUCCUCGCCAGGUGACGCCUCUAGAAAAAGCAAGAUUGAAGAAGCUGAAGAAAAUAAUGCAACGAGAAGAUUGUGGUGGAAAUCCGAAGGACAAUGUCAGGGAUUCGGAGGAGCCAGAUAAUGGUGAGACGGGAAAACAGGGACCUGACUCCCUGCGUUCUCGCAUGGAGCAGAGACUGAGUUCUGCGCGCUUUCGUUACAUUAACCAACAGCUAUACACGUCUGACAGUCAGGACGCACUCAGCCUGUUCCAGGAUGACCCCGAGGCCUUCAGCAUUUAUCACACAGGCUUCUCACAGCAGGUCCAGCGCUGGCCAGUCAACCCAAUCACGGAGAUCAUCAAGUACGUCAAGAACAGGCCCUCCUCUCUGGUGGUGGCAGACUUUGGCUGUGGAGACGCUCUUCUGGCUCGCAGUGUGCGGAAUAAGGUUCAUUCAUAUGACCUGGUGGCGCUGAAUGAUCACGUCACAGUGUGUGACAUAGCCCAGGUUCCGCUCUCGGAUGGGACCAUCGAUAUUGCUGUGUUCUGUCUCUCGCUGAUGGGGAAGAAUCUGGCUGACUUUCUACAGGAGGCAAAUCGUGUGCUGAAGCUGGGGGGAACGUUACUGGUGGCAGAAGUGAGCAGCCGAUUUGAUGAUAUCCGACCAUUUCUUAGUGCAAUGUCGCAGUUGGGCUUCAAGAGUGUCAGUAAGAAUACAGACAAUCAUUAUUUCUUCACGUUUGAGUUCAGUAAGGUCGGUCCUGCCCGAGACACCUCCAGACAUUCAGGGCUCCAGCUGAAACCGUGUCUAUAUAAGAAGAGAUGAUCGCCUGGAGUGGACCUCUGUAUAAAAUGUAUAAAUAAAUCGUGUUCUCUGUGA